This is a messenger RNA of Rotaria sp. Silwood1, 294 nucleotides long. The record is from the annotation of a GenBank genome assembly. Lineage: Eukaryota; Metazoa; Rotifera; Eurotatoria; Philodinida; Philodinidae.
AUGGGUGUAGGUGUUGGUUCGGAUGUGCUGGUAGAUCAGAAGAACACCCACGCCCACACCCUCUUACAAACAGCUGAACGUAUGCUCUACGACUGGUCAUUAGCUAGUAUCAGUACACCAUUUGCGAUUCAAAUCGAAUUUAAUGAUGAUUUAGCAGCUAGGGCAUAUAAAUGGUUACAAAAACUUGUUUGGACAAAAGUGUUAUAUUUAGGCGCAGCUAGUUACGUUGUACCUUCUUCUGAACCAAAAAUGGAUUCAUUAUUAUGGGUACAACAUUAUCAUAGUAUAUCUUGA